AAAGCUUUAUUUAUUUUUUGAUUUUUUCAAUGGUUUCAGGACUUUACUCGUGGUUUUCCUCCAUGUUCACUGCUUUCUGCUUCAUGUUCUUCGCUUUUACACUCUUGUUGUCUUUGUUUUCGGUGGUGAUCUUUGUUUUGAGGUUGAAGCUCGCGUGUAAGUGCGAAAUCUGUCACGCUUAUCUCACUUCAAGCUGGACCAAAGAAUUCGAUAAUCUUUGUGAUUGGUUCACUCACCUUCUUGAAAAAUCUGCAACUGGGACCAUCCAUAUCCAUGUUCUCGGCAACACCAUCACUGCCAACCCUGAAAACGUCGAGCACAUCCUCAAAACAAGAUUUGAAAACUACCCGAAAGGGAAGCCUUUCGCUGCUAUCCUCGGUGAUCUUCUGGGUAAAGGUAUUUUCAACGUCGAUGGUGAUUCAUGGAAGUUUCAAAGGAAAAUGGCCAGCCUUGAGCUUGGCAGCAUUUCCAUAAGAAGGCACGGGUUUGAUAUCGUCAGCUCAGAGAUUCAAUCCAGGCUUCUCCCUCUUUUAUCAUCGGUUUCUGGUAAACAGCAAGUUUUAGAUUUACAAGACGUGUUUCGAAGAUUCUCGUUCGAUAAUAUCUGCAAAUUCUCCUUCGGGUUAGACCCUGGUUGCCUCGAGUUAUCAUUGCCCGUUUCGGAGUUCGCUGAAGCUUUCGAUUUAGCGUCUAGAUUAUCGGCACAAAGAGGGCGGGCAUCCUCGCCUUUGAUAUGGAAACUCAAAAGGUUACUGAAUUUGGGUACGGAAAAACAACUUAAACAAGCCAUUAAAUUGGUGGAUGAGUUGGCUCAAAAGAUGAUUAACCAAAGGCGCGAAAAGGGUUUUUCAGACCGUAAUGAUCUUUUGUCGAGAUUCAUGGGAACAAUCAAUGACGACAAGUAUCUAAGGGACAUUGUUGUAAGUUUCCUCUUGGCUGGUCGGGACACAGUGGCCUCGGGUUUAACGAGCUUCUUCUGGUUAUUAUCUCAACAUCCAGAAGUUGAGUCAGCCAUUCGAGAGGAGCUCGAAAGGGUCGUGAGAUCGAGCGAUGGUCGACAACAAAUUGCAAGUUACGAUCAAAUGCGAGACAUGCACUAUUUACAUGCAGCAUUGUGUGAAAGCUUGAGAUUGUUUCCACCAAUCCAAUUCGACUCAAAGUUUGCUCUUGAAGACGACAUUUUGCCUGACUGUACCUUCGUGAGGAAAGGGACAAGGGUGACCUACCAUCCAUAUGCAAUGGGUCGGAUGGAGCGGGUUUGGGGCCCGGAUUGUCUUGAAUACAAACCGGGUCGAUGGUUGAAAGACGGUAGAUAUGUUCCUGAAAACCCGUUCAAGUACCCAGUUUUUCAAGCCGGGCAGAGGGUUUGUUUGGGGAAGGAAAUGGCUUUGGUGGAGAUGAAAUGCGUGGUUCUAGCCAUUAUCAGUCGUUUCAACAUUCGGGUUCCCAAUCCGAAACAAACACCAAGGUUUGCCCCCGGUCUCACCGCCAACGUCAGAGGUGGCCUACCGGUUCUAGUCCAAGAAAAGGCCAUAGUUUCAUAAAUGUAUUUUUUAGUAUAUUAGUUACAUAAGUAAUCUAUAUUAGAACCAUGUAAAUCUUUAUUAUCAUCGAAAAAAAUGAAAUCAUAGGAUAAUAAUCAUAAUAUUGCAUUAUAUAUUUUAAAA
Molecule: messenger RNA, 1667 nt
Organism: Gossypium raimondii (Peruvian cotton)
Lineage: Eukaryota; Viridiplantae; Streptophyta; Magnoliopsida; Malvales; Malvaceae
Product: cytochrome P450 94C1
Exons: 1
Coding region: 30-1544 (504 amino acids)
Molecular function (GO): monooxygenase activity; iron ion binding; heme binding
Source: RefSeq, a predicted model, not a curated record